This is a messenger RNA of Pelecanus crispus (Dalmatian pelican), 106 nucleotides long. NCBI's taxonomy places the organism in Eukaryota, Metazoa, Chordata, Aves, Pelecaniformes, Pelecanidae. The record is from RefSeq and is a predicted model, not a curated record.
AUGUCGGGGGCUUCAGUGAAGGUUGCUGUUCGGGUCCGGCCCUUCAAUUCCCGAGAAACCAGCAAAGAAUCCAAAUGUAUCAUUCAGAUGCAAGGCAAUUCAACUA